UUAAGAGAGACUGAAUGAUAGAGCUCAGACACAACUGUGCAACUGAAACAGAGGAAAAUGGCCGCCCUACCAGUCAACGUGCUAAUCACCGGAGCCAACAGAGGCCUGGGCCUGGAGAUGGUUAAACAAAUGGUGGAGGCUCCCUGUCCAGUGAGAAAACUGUUUGCCUGUUGCAGGGAUCCACAUGGACCAAGGGCUGAGGCCUUGCAAACACUGGCAAAGAAGCAUCCCGGCAUCAUAUCCAUCAUCCGCCUGGACGCCUCUGACCUUUGUAGCAUUAAAGAUUCCGCCCAGCUGGUGGGUUCUCUGGUGGGGACAGGGGGUCUCAACCUGCUGAUUAACAACGCAGGGAUACUGGCCAAAGGCACUCUGCAGGACACCACCCCUGAGGACAUGCAGAGUUCCUUUAACACUAACGUCAUUGGCCCGAUGAACAUGAUUAAAGAGUUCUUGCCUCACCUACGUGCAGCAGUGCAGGCCAACGGGAAGCCGGGGAUGUCCUGCAACAAAGCAGCUGUCAUCAAUAUCUCCUCAAUUAUGGGAUCAUUGGACCUUGUAAAACCAACAUAUGUCCACUUCCCUGCCAUGGCAUACCGCAUCAGCAAGGCAAGUGACAACCCACUGACACUGUGACCUCAUCUAACAUUAACUUCUUUGCUCUAUGACAGUUAUUUUUCUACCUCUCCUCAGACGGCUUUGAACAUGCUGACUGCGUAUGCUGCAGAGGAGCUGAAAGAGGAAGGGAUCCUGUUUUCAGUGCUACACCCUGGCUGGGUUCGCACCGACAUGGGUGGAGACGAGGGGGAGAUUGAUGCUCCGGAGAGUGUGCAGGGGAUGCUCCGUGUGAUACACUCCCUGACUGAACAGCACAAUGGAGCCUUCCUGGAUUACAUGGGCAAGACUGUCCCCUGGUAGCUUUAAUGUGCCACUUUGUG
Scomber japonicus (chub mackerel) is the source of this 935-nucleotide messenger RNA. RefSeq lists its product as uncharacterized. The coding region runs from base 58 to 633 and encodes 191 amino acids. NCBI's taxonomy places the organism in Eukaryota, Metazoa, Chordata, Actinopteri, Scombriformes, Scombridae. The transcript has 5 exons. The record is from RefSeq and is a predicted model, not a curated record.